AUGCAGCGACUGCCUGGGGCGGCAUAUCGUCACUUGGCCAAGUCUUGCAACUUCAGGGCAUUCUCCACAACCGCCCUCCAGCCCACAAAGGGCUCACACCGUGAUGCCGCGUCCAAGCAGCCAAAGGUCAUGCUCGAAGACGAAAACGCCUUCGGCUUCAUCCGCCACAACCCGCGUCCCCCAAAGCCGCGGAAAAUCGGCGUCACCGAGAUCAGAGGGCCGUACUACUCCGUGAUGGGGAAGCACUAUUUGAAGGACGUUCUCGAGACCAUGGGCCACCACAUUGACGGGCUCAAGUUCGCGGGCGGUUCAUUCUCCCUCUUCCCCGAGGACAAGCUGCGCGAGCUGAUUGAGCUUGCCCACGAGCACUGCGUUUACGUCUCUACGGGCGGUUGGAUUGAGCACAUCCUAACCCAAUCCGACCCAUCUACCGCCAUCACGCGCUACCUCGCAAAGUGCAAAGCCCUGCAGUUCGACGUCAUCGAGAUCUCGUCCGGUUUUCUCUCCCUGCCGCCCGACGACUGGCUGCGCCUGAUCGACCGCGUUCACGCCGAGGGCUUGACGGCCAAGCCCGAGAUCGGCAUCCAAUUCGGCGCCGGCGGCGACACGGACGCGGCCGAGCUGGAGGCGCUGCAGGGCCAGGGCGGCGGCGGGACGUCGGACCAGUCCAAGAUUGUCGAUCUGGCCAAGCGCUUCAUCGAGGAGGCUGGCGUGGAGCGCAUCAUGAUUGAGAGCGAAGGUAUCACGGAGAAUGUCAAGGCCUGGCGGACGGACGUGGUGCAGGCCGUCUUGGCUGGGUUGCCCAAGGAGAAGGUCAUGUUUGAGGCGGCGGAGCCCAGGGUGUUUAAUUGGUAUGUGAGGGAGUUUGGGGCGGAUGUGAAUCUGUUUGUGGACCAUUCGCAGAUUGUGCAGCUGAGCUGCUUGAGGGAGGGGAUCUGGGGGAUGAGUGACACGUUUGGGAAGGUGGUUACGUACCGGGGCUGA
This is a messenger RNA of Parathielavia appendiculata, 984 nucleotides long. RefSeq lists its product as uncharacterized. The record is from RefSeq and is a predicted model, not a curated record. The transcript has 3 exons. NCBI's taxonomy places the organism in Eukaryota, Fungi, Ascomycota, Sordariomycetes, Sordariales, Chaetomiaceae. The coding region runs from base 1 to 984 and encodes 327 amino acids.